Molecule: messenger RNA, 772 nt
Organism: Hibiscus syriacus
Lineage: Eukaryota; Viridiplantae; Streptophyta; Magnoliopsida; Malvales; Malvaceae
Product: zinc finger HIT domain-containing protein 3-like
Exons: 8
Coding region: 17-571 (184 amino acids)
Biological process (GO): snoRNA localization; maturation of LSU-rRNA from tricistronic rRNA transcript (SSU-rRNA, 5.8S rRNA, LSU-rRNA); box C/D snoRNP assembly
Cellular component (GO): nucleus; pre-snoRNP complex
Source: RefSeq, a predicted model, not a curated record
AAGAAGUAGAAAAUAAAUGGGGGGUCCUUCACGGCAGUAUGAAGUUUGCAACAAAGCUCAGUCCAAGUACAAGUUCCCCUCUUGUCUUGUUCCUUAUUGUUCUCUGCCAUGUUUCAAGACACAUAAAGAAACUCCCAGUGUGAAACCGAAAUCCACACAAGAGAAGUCUGGAACCUCUAGUUUGAACUCAGGGUCCGUUAAUGAUGCUGUAACAAUUACUGUCAAGUCGGAGUCCACCGUUGAUGCUAUGACCCCCAAUGUCAAGCCAGAAUUAUCUGAAGGAAGAGCCAGUGGUAAUCCAGGAUUUCAAGUGGAAAGGAAACUAGAAGUUGAUGACCCAAGUGAAGUGCUACAAAUAAUGCAGAUGCAGGCUAUUGCUUCUUCCAAUGAAGUCCGUGAAGCCUUGAAGGAUGAACAUCUUCAAAAACUUAUCUCUAAUAUCGAUAGCUCCCCAGAAGCAUUGAAUGAACUCGACAAAGCUAUGGGAGUGGAUGUUUUCCGCAUUUUCAGUGAUAAGAUUUUAUCUACGAUCAAUCCGUGUCCACAUAUGAUAUUUUACAAAGGCCAUUGAAGUUCUUUUUCGAAUGAAUCGAUGUCAACAUGGUUAUAUCCAAGUUUUGCUGUGAGUUCAGAUGAGGAACUGUCCUGCCAUCUGAACCGGGUCAGCGGUUGAUGUUUCUGUAAGUUUAACAAUACAUAUUUUUAUUGUGUCGAUGAAAAUGUCUGCAAUGGCCUUUGUUUGUUGAAUACCAGGGAACAUCACUGGGACCAU